Acanthaster planci (crown-of-thorns starfish) is the source of this 1074-nucleotide messenger RNA. RefSeq names its product melatonin-related receptor-like. The record is from RefSeq and is a predicted model, not a curated record. Lineage: Eukaryota; Metazoa; Echinodermata; Asteroidea; Valvatida; Acanthasteridae.
AUGGAUGAUAUCGACGCUAAUACCACGGCAAACUUUUCCUCCUGUGCGGUUGCCGACGUCCACGUAGUGGUGCUUAAUAUCUUGUGCGGGAUCCCCUUCGUGAUCGGGAUCCCCAGCAACUCACUGGUUAUCCUGGCUGUGAUAUUGUCGAAAAAGCUUCGCACUACCACCAACGUUUUUGUGGUAAACCUGAGCAUCGCUGACUUGCUGACUUGUCUAACGAUACCGGCUUUCGUCGUUUGUGUCGAUCUCGAAUUCUGCAUGUGGGACAAGCUCUUGUAUGCACUCGAUGGAGCACUUUGCUUGGGAAGCGUUUUCGUGAUAUCCACAAGCCUCGGUUGUAGCCUCUUCUCGCUUUUCAGCAUCGCCCUGAAUCGCUUGCUGCUGAUCACGCGUCCACUAACCACCUAUCGGAAGAUCUACACUCCGAAAAAGAUUGCAGUCUGGCUGGUACUCACCUGGUUCAUGUGCUUGGGUUCUCUUUGUAUUGCCGUGCUGCCUGUGCAGAAAGGCUCUACUACUGGAGAACAAGGGGUUGCGAUUGUGAUCAUUCCCGUUCAUCUGAUUGCAAUAGGCGUCUGCUAUGUGCUCCUCUGGCGACACAUCAAGCGCCAUACGUGGAUAAUGGCCAGGUCUCGCAAGGUACCAAACGGUACCCCGGCCGGUAGCUCCACAAUGACCGCACUGAGUAAUACCAAGCGCACUCUGUCCCCAUCUCCAAUCGGUGCUAACACUAUCAUGGCUGGACACUCCCAGCUGAGUCGCCAUCAAUCCGAGAUAACAAAGAACAUGUUUUACGUCGUCUGCGCCUCCGUGCUCUGCAUAGGUCCGUACGGCGUAUGCCUAUUCCUUGACGUCGACGGGCAUAGCAUAGUGGCCAAACAGUACGCGUUUGUAAUGUUAUUGUUCAACAGUUGCGUCAAUCCUCUGAUCUAUGCGGCCAAGCAUCGCGACUUCAAGACCGUCUUCGGAUGCAUCGUUCGUCGUCAGUGGGAGGACAUCCCAGAACCCUCAGAUUUCCUGAAAGCUAUGCGACGAAGAAAGUGCUGCGGUCGGAGAAAUCCCUCAGUGUGA